Molecule: messenger RNA, 3246 nt
Organism: Coniophora puteana RWD-64-598 SS2
Lineage: Eukaryota; Fungi; Basidiomycota; Agaricomycetes; Boletales; Coniophoraceae
Product: glycosyltransferase family 20 protein
Exons: 12
Coding region: 1-3246 (1081 amino acids)
Biological process (GO): trehalose biosynthetic process
Cellular component (GO): alpha,alpha-trehalose-phosphate synthase complex (UDP-forming); cytosol
Molecular function (GO): catalytic activity
Source: RefSeq, a predicted model, not a curated record
AUGGAUACCUUCACCGAGCCCUACCCGUCUGCAGCAGAGGGCCUCCCCCUCCCCAAGGUCCGCGAGCAUGUUCGCAUGCUCGAGCAGCAGCACACAGCCCGUGGUCAGCCCCUCUCAGGCCGCAUCGUCCACGUCUGCCACUAUCUCCCACUCGUCCCCUCUCUCCGCCGCCAGUCCACCAACCCAGAAGAGCAAGGCGUCCUCUCGCCUCCCCCCACCCCACCCACUUCCCACCCUGACGUCCCUCCAAGCCCCUCCGCCGACGUUCCCCCGCCCGCACCGUCCCAGACGACCUUGGAGGGCGGCGCGACAUGGAAGCUCGCGCCCAGAUACGGCCACGCUGCCAUGUUCUCGGGGAUCCGCUCCCUCGGCGCGACGCACGAGCAGCUCAUCGUCGGCUGGACCGGCGACAUCGCCCUCGCCUCACCCUCUUCCCCCUCCUCCUCUUCAUCCCAGGACGCGCCGCGCGCACCUGGAGACGGUGCACCCGCGAGCCCAGACUACGAUGACGACGACGCCCCCAAACAGGUGUCCAGCGCCUCCGUCACCCCCGACGAGCGGCGCGCGCUCGAGGACGCUCUCACCGCGCACGCUGCAGAGGAGGAGCGCCGCGAGGGCAGCGAGGACGGCAGGGCCGUGCAUAAGCUCACGUAUGUGCCUCUCUGGCUCGACGACAAGGUCGCGCACGGCCACUACGACGGGUACUCGAAACAAACUCUUUGGCCGCUGUUCCACUACCUGCUCUGGCAGGAUGUCGCGACCGAGUACGCUAGUGCGGAUCAAUACUGGAGCGCUUACGAGCAGGCUAAUCAAGUCUUCGCCGAUCGCCUCGCAGAGGUGCUCCGCCCAGGUGACCUUGUCUGGGUCCACGACUACCAUCUCCUGCUCGUCCCCAAGAUGAUCCGUGAGGCGAAGCCUGAUGCCCUGAUCGGCCUCUUCGUGCACACCCCGUUCCCCAGCUCGGAGAUCUUCCGCUGUCUUCCCCGCCGCCGCGAGAUCCUCGACGGCAUGCUUGGCGCCAAUCUCGUCUGCUUCCAGACCUACGCCUACUCACGGCACUUCAUCAGCACAUGCGUGCGCGUCUGCGGGUACGAGACAGCCGUCACACAGGGCCCAUCCUCCGCCUCCGCGCGCUCGCGCCGGCACUCCCCCGAGGGCUCGCGGUCGCGCAUCUCGUCGCCCGUUAUCACGGGCAACACGCUCACGCUCGGCUCUGGCCCUGGCGCCGGCGGGUCGCAGAUCAGUGUGCAGAGCCAUGGCGGCGGCGGGCAUUCGCCGAGGCCUGGGAUGCGUAGGAGCGAUACGAACACGUCGUUGGCGAGUGUCGGUGCGGGGAGGAGCGCGGCUGCGAGUCCGGCGCGGCGUGCUGGGAGGAUGAUGGGGUCGAAUAGGGAGGUGGGGAUCGAUGUGCAGGGGCAUGUGGCGCUCGUGAGUCACUGUGCGGUCGGGGUGGACGCUGAGCGGGUGGCGAGGGAUACCCUGCGCCCUGGUGUUCUGCCGAAGCUCGAGGCACUGCGUGCGCUGUACGCGGACAAGAAGAUCAUUGUCGGGCGGGAUAAGCUGGACGUUGUCAAGGGCGUGCUUCAGAAGCUCCGCGCGUUCGAGAAGCUGCUGCAGGACUACCCCGAGUGGCUCGGCAAGGUCGUGCUCAUCCAGGUGACGUCGCCCGCGCUGACGGACUCGCCGAAGCUCGAGCGGCAGGUGUCCGAGAUGGUCGCGCACAUCAACGGCGAGUACGGGAGCUUGGACUUUAUACCCGUGCACCACUACCACCAGACGCUGAAGAAGGACGAGUUCUACGCGCUCCUGUCUGUCGCUGAUCUCGGUGUGAUCACGCCGCUGCGGGACGGGAUGAACACGACGUCGAUGGAGUUUGUGAUCGCGCAGCAGCGCACGAAGCGCUCGCCGCUCGUGUUGUCUGAGUUUAUGGGUAUAUCGCAGCACAUGGCCGAGGCGCUGCAGGUGAACCCGUGGGACAUCGACGGCGUGGCAGCGGCGAUGAACCGCGGGUUGCUGAUGGACGCCGCGGAGAAGGAGGCACGCCACGCGGCGCUGCACCGCGUCGUGACGACGCACACGUCGCACACAUGGGCUGCGCUGCUGGCUAAAAUGCUGCUCGCGCGCACGAGCGGGCAGAAUACAGCCAGGAUGACGCCGUUUGUGCCCAAGGAGCAUCUCGAGGCGCACUAUGCGCGCGCGCGGAAGCGGCUGUUCUUGUUUGAUUACGAUGGCACACUGACGCCCAUCGUGAAGACGCCCUCGAUGGCCGUCCCCUCGGAGGACGCGCUGACCGCGCUCGCAAGGCUCUCGGCCGACGAGCGCAACAUCGUGUACAUCGUGUCCGGGCGCGACCAGGAGUUCCUCGAGCAGCAUCUCGGGCACUUUGAGCGGCUGGGCAUGAGCGCGGAGCACGGCGGGUUUAUCCGCGAGCCCGGCGCGCGCCAGUGGGUGAACUUUACGGAGAGCCUCGAUAUGAGCUGGAUGGAGGAGGUUGCGGAGAUUUUUAGGUAUUAUACCGAGCGCACGACAGGGUCGCACAUCGAGAUGAAGAAGUCGUCCAUCACGUGGCACUACCGCGCCGCGGACCCCGAGUGGGGCCAGUUCCAGUGCCGGCAGUGCCAGGACCUGCUCGAGAACAAUCUCGCGCACAAGCGGCCGAUCGAGGUGCUCGUGGGCAAGAAGAACCUCGAGGUGAGGCCGCUGGCGGUGAACAAGGGGGAGAUCGUGAAGAGGAUAUUGUAUAAGAAUCCGGAUGCGGAGUUUAUUUUUUGUGCGGGGGAUGAUAAGACGGACGAAGACAUGUUCCGCGCGCUGCACCUCUUCCCGCCGGGCCUGGAGCCAGGCGAGAAAGCGACGAUGGAGGCGCCGCUCAGCGUCACGCUCAUCGAGCCGCCGCCGCCGCCGCACGACGAGGACGACGAGGAGCCGGACACGACCGUCGAGCUCUCCGUCGCGCGCGAGGCCGUGUUCACCACCGCCGUCGGGCACUCGUCCAAGCGCACGCUCGCGAGCUGGCACGUGACGACGCCGGAGGAGGUCGUCGAGCACAUGCUGUUCCUCGUCGGGGAGACGCCCAGCCGCGCGCAGACGCCGCCUGGAGGCGUUGAGGGCGGGGAGGAUGUGGAAGGGGGUGUCGAUGGCGAGGUCGAUGUGCUGACGACGCCGGUGCCGGAGAGCAGGGUGCCUGCUGCGCUGGCCAAGGUCGCUGAGGAGACGGACAAGAAGGAGCAGAAGAGCAGCCUGUGA